This is a messenger RNA of Brassicogethes aeneus, 986 nucleotides long. The record is from the annotation of a GenBank genome assembly. Lineage: Eukaryota; Metazoa; Arthropoda; Insecta; Coleoptera; Nitidulidae.
UCACCCAAAGGAUUUCAAAAAGAAAUGUGAGAAGGAUACAUUUUUAGAAGGACAACAAAAACAUAACAAGAUGCAUGGAUCGGCAGGUCUCCACUCGGCCAUGGCCAUCAAGCGGCAGAGAAGAUUGCGCGAGCAGCAAAAGAAGAAGGCCGCUGAACGGAGAUUGUCUUCGAGGACGAGUGUGGAUAGUAUGGAUUCAAUUGAGAGGAUACCCAACAAGCACAUACCAAGUCAAGCCCCAGCGGAUAGCACCUUGGCUACUUCGAUUGGGAUGUUGCAUUUGGGGGUGUGUUUUUUGGUGCUGGGUAUAUUUUUAAUAGGUUCGGGUUUGUUGCCGGACGAUGUGGUAACAUGGAGGGGUGGUGGUUGGUGGAACGAAAUGGUGGUGACAGGGAUAUUUGUAACAGCACUGGGAGUGUUCCUAAUAGCUCUCAACAGAGUUAUGGGUCGGCGUGAGGAGGACGAACUGCAGGACUACGUUGAAAGACAGCUGACGAGGUCCCGUUCGGGUCACAGACUAGAACGAGACCUUGAAACUGGUGGUCUAACCACCAAGCACCACCGACGCUUUUUGGAGAAGCAACGGGAAGACAAAGACCGCGGCAUAGCCGACAUAACCCCCAUCCACUCCCCUCCAACAAGACCUUCUACCACCUCCAACGCGCACAACGGAGACAUACAACUGGAAAAAAUCCUCGAGGAGGACGUUUUCGAACGGCCCGAAAUGGAAUUCCGCAGCUUGGAUCUGAAAGAGACCAUGUCCAAUACCACGACGGCCAGCUUAAGUCCCGGAACUCCCUCUGAAACCAGGGAACUUAUUAUUUCGAACGGGAGGCAGUACAGUUUCAACUCAAGGCAGUAUUAAGCUUUCGCUUAAAGUUAAAUUGCUAAAUGAAACUGCUUGAUAUUGAGUUGUUAAGUCUAAAUGCUUCGUUGAUAUUGCAGAAAAAGGUUUAGAACACAAGAUCAGUUACUUUAGAUUUCUU